Molecule: messenger RNA, 907 nt
Organism: Calypte anna (Anna's hummingbird)
Lineage: Eukaryota; Metazoa; Chordata; Aves; Apodiformes; Trochilidae
Gene: NOP16
Product: NOP16 nucleolar protein
Exons: 5
Coding region: 66-608 (180 amino acids)
Biological process (GO): ribosomal large subunit biogenesis
Cellular component (GO): nucleolus
Source: RefSeq, a predicted model, not a curated record
GCGGCGAGGCCCCUCCCCUCCCUUCCCGUCCCGGCGCUGGGCGGAGGCCGCGGCGUGGUGCAGCGAUGCCCAAGGCCAAGGGGAAGGCGCGGCGGCAGAAAUAUUCCUACAACCUCAACCGCAAGCGGCUCUACCGCAGCGCCCGCCGCCGCGCCGCCCCCCGUAUCGCCUGCUCGCACAUCCGCCAUGCCUGGGAUCCCGCCAAGUCGGUGGCACAGAACCUGGCCGAGAUGGGCCUGGCCGAGGAUCCCAACAAGGCCGUGCCCAUCCCCAAGAAGAAGAUGUUGGGGAUGGAAGUGGAAAGCGAUGGACGGGAACAAGGAGGGAAAAUCAUUCGGAAGCCUUACGUGGUGAACGAGAUGGAAUAUGAGGCCAGUCUCCCCGAGAAGAAGUCAAACACGCUGUCACGAGACCUCAUUGAUUACGUGCGGUACAUGAUACAGAACCAUGGGGAGAACUACAAGGAAAUGGCUCUAGAUGAGAAGAACUACUACCAAGAUACCCCCAAGCAGAUUAAGAGAAAAAUCAACGUGUACAAGAAUUUCUAUCCUGAGGAGUACAAGGAUUUCAUUGCAUCACUUAAGCAGGAAAAGAUGGAUGUACAGUGACUCCUCUUUUUGCUCAGGUUUGCCUGCAAGUGCAGUUUUGACAUAACCAUUUUAUGAACUGAGUGGGAACUGGCAGACAGGUGACAGUCCAUCACAGGCUGAGUGCCUGCAAGUUGAGCUACACAAAGCCUCUGGCAAUGAAGGAAAGACCUUCAUUAGUCAGACAGUUAUAACCAGGCACAAAAGAUUCUUGGCUCUGGCUGGUUGGGAUUGAAUGUGCUGUGCUGCUCCCUUUCUUUGUGGCAGCCACCACUUCUUUUGCUUUUUUAAAAUAAAUUUCUCUUUCAGGCUGGCAUGAA